Molecule: messenger RNA, 2265 nt
Organism: Saitoella complicata NRRL Y-17804
Lineage: Eukaryota; Fungi; Ascomycota; Saitoellomycetes; Saitoellales; Saitoellaceae
Product: tRNA ligase
Exons: 2
Coding region: 1-2265 (754 amino acids)
Biological process (GO): tRNA splicing, via endonucleolytic cleavage and ligation
Cellular component (GO): nuclear inner membrane
Molecular function (GO): RNA ligase (ATP) activity; ATP binding
Source: RefSeq, a predicted model, not a curated record
AUGUUCAACCUCCCUUCCCUUCCUCACCCCAUCAAAUCCUGGAAGUUCGACGAGUGGUCGUAUGGAAAGGAGAACAAGCCGCUCCCUACGAAUGCCAGAGGACUGUUCUCGACGAAGGAUGUUGUGAAUGGGAAGGAAGUCAUUGUGGCAAGGGGUUAUGACAAGUUUUUCAAUGUAGGGGAGGUUAAAAGGACACAGUGGAACUGGCUGGAAUCGAACACCAAGGGUCCUUACACCCUCACUCUCAAGGAGAACGGAUGUAUCAUCUUCAUGUCGGCGUUACCUCCCACCACACGUGACGGAAAGCCCACAAUUCUUGUGACUUCCAAACACUCCCUCGGAACCCGUGAAGAGAUCAACAUCUCGCAUGCACAGAAGGGCGAAGAAUGGCUUGAGAGGCACCUGAAGAGUGUCGGGAAGACCAAGGAGCAGUUUGCUGUGGAGUUGAGGAGGUUGAAUGCCACGGCCGUCGCAGAGUUAUGUGACGACUCCUUCGAAGAACACAUCUUGGCAUACCCACCUGAGCGCUCCGGACUCUACCUCCACGGUCUCAACCUCAACACCCCAAUCUUCGCAACCUGGAGUAUGGAAGAUGUCGCAACCUUCGCUCAAACCUGGGGCAUGAAAAAGGUCGAAUACCUCCGCAAACCCGACGUCACCUCCCUCCGCACCUUCCUCGAAGAAGCCGCCGAGACUGGUUCUUGGAACGGGAUUGACGUGGAAGGAUUCGUUGUCCGCUGCAAAGCUCGCGAAUCGGAUCAGGUGGAGUACUGGGAAGACUUUUUCUUCAAGUACAAGUUCGACGAGCCGUACUUGAUGUACAGGCAGUGGAGGGAGGUUACGAAGGCGAUCAUUGCGGGGAGGGAGCCGAAGUAUAACAAGCACAAGGCGAUUACUGCGCGGUACAUCUCCUGGACGAAGGACUACCUGAAGAAGAACCCGAAGGUCGCAGAGGAUUACAAGAACAACCAUGGGAUUAUUGCGAUGCGGGAUGCGUUUAUUGCGGCACAGGGGAUGAGUGGAGCAGAGAUGGCGAACGCUAUGCGUGAUGCGGUUGAGGAGAAGAGUGCUGGAGAGAGAAAGGGCCCAUUGGUGUUGGUCCCUGUUUCGUCGAUUGGGAGUGGGAAAACUACGAUUGGGUUGUGUUUGGGGAAAUUGUUUGGAUGGGGACAUGCGCAGAACGAUAACAAUAACCGCCGGAAGGGUCGUGCGAUGGCAUUUGCGCAGAUGAUUGUGGAUGAGGCGAAGGUGAAGAAGGUGGUGUUUGCGGAUAGGAAUAAUUCGGCGCGUGUUGAUCGGAAGCAGUUGGUUGGGGAUAUUUUGAGUUUGAUGCCGGAUGCGAGGUUCGUUGCGUUGCAGUACGUGCACGAGUUCGAGGGGAUGAGUGUUCAGGAGUCGCACAAGAAGAUUUUGGAUGUGACAGCGGCGAGGGUCUUUGCUCGUGGCGACAAUCAUCAGGCGAUCCAAGCUGCAUCUGACAGUCGCGAAAAUGUCAUGAAUAUUAUGAAGGAGUUCCUCCAUCGAUUCGAGAGUGUGGACAUGGGUUGUCAGGAAGGUGAUGAUGAGUUUGAGGCAUUGGUUGAUUUGGACGUGGCCGCCGAUACGAAGACGAACUUGAAGAAGGUUAUCCAGGACCUCAUGGAGUAUGAUUUGACUAUCAUCCCUCGCAUGCCGGAUGGGAAGGAGAUGGAUGCGGCGAUUAAGUGGGCGUUGGAGGAGUACUCACCCACCAACAAGAAGAUUGUCAAAGCGCCCAAGCCGAAACCGGUCAAGUACUAUGGCGCAUUCAUCAAGGACGACAUCCCUCGCAUCAUCGAAAACGUCAUUGAGGCACAACCCGAGAGUGUGCGUCACUUCUGGGAACACAUGAAGAAGAACAAGCGAGUCCAGGACGCAUUCCACAUCACCCUCAUCCACACCAACUCCUCCAAAACCCACUCCAACAUGUGGAAAUGGUACACCGAAGCCGCCGCCAGAUCCUCCAACGGAAUCAUCAAAACUGUUGACGUUCACCUCGACACUUUGGUUUGGAAUGAGCGUGUUAUGGCUAUUAUUGUGAGGAUUCAUCAAGAUGCGGGGUUGGAGUAUGUUAAUAAGGUUUUGCAUGUCACGAUUGGGACAGCGGAGGAGAAGAUUAGGCCGGUGGAGGCAAACAUGCUGUUGGAGGAGAGGGUGUGUGGACAUAGGACGGAGGCGAUGCAGGAGAUUGAUUUGAAGCCCAUGAAUAUGAAGGUGAGGGCGGAGGUUAAAGGAGCGAGUUUCUGA